AUGUCUCUACUGUCCUUACAACCGAUCCAGAUACUUAAAGAAGGUGCAGAUGAAGAAAAGGCUGAAACAGCCCGUCUAUCCUCUUUCGUCGGAGCCAUAGCUAUAGGAGAUUUGAUAAAAAGCACUCUUGGGCCCAAAGGCAUGGACAAGAUACUUUUCUCUAUGGGCGAUACAAACGAGGUUACAAAUGAUGGUGCAACCAUACUAAAGUCAAUAGGAGUAGAUAAUCCAGCUGCUAAAGUCCUUGUCGAUAUAAGCAAAGUCCAGGAUGACGAAGUUGGCGAUGGAACGACUUCUGUGGCUGUAUUUGCUGCCGAGUUGCUUAAACAGGAAGCUGAAUAUUUGGUUGGAUCUAAAAUGCAUCCUCAAACUAUAGUUACGGGCUGGCGACAAGCCAGUCAAGUCGCCCUUGCUAAACUUAGUGACAUCGCGAAUACGCAUGAUCCUGGAAGCGGUGAGCUAUAUUUGGACAAAGCUUUCCGUGAAAAAUUGGUUAAUAUUGCCAAAACUACACUGAGUUCCAAAUUGGUCACUCAGCAUAAAGAGCAUUUUGCCAACUUGGCUGUUGACGCCGUGUUACGCCUAAAGGGCAAGGGUACUUUGGAAGCUAUUCAGAUAAUCCCAAAACUUGGUGGCACUAUGGAUGAAUCCUACCUGGAUGAAGGAUUUCUACUUGAUAAAAAGAUCGGGGUAAACCAACCAAAAAGGAUCGAAAAGGCCCGAAUACUUAUUGCCAAUACUGCUAUGGAUGCGGAUAAGAUCAAAAUAUUUGGGAGUAAAAUUCGUGUCGAUGCUAUUUCCAAAAUUGCAGAGUUGGAAUUAGCCGAAAAAAAUAAAAUGAAAGAUAAGGUGCAAAAAAUUCUCAAACAUGGCUGUAACCUCAUAUACAACUACCCGGAGCAGCUGUUUGCAGACGCUAAAGUGAUGGCUAUUGAACACGCCGACUUUGAUGGCGUUGAGAGAUUGGCUCUUGUAACUGGUGGAGAGAUUGUUUCUACGUUUGACUCUCCAGACAGCGUCAAACUCGGACAUUGUGAUCUGAUUGAAGAGAUAACUAUAGGCGAAGACAGUCUUCUUAGAUUUGCGGGCGUUGCCCUUGGCGAGGCCUGCACCAUUGUUCUUCGUGGGGCCACAAAAACGAUUCUAUCCGAAGCCGAACGUUCCCUUCACGAUGCCUUAUGUGUUCUCUCGGAAACGGUAAGGGAUCCACGUCUUGUCUAUGGAGGUGGGGCGACGGAAAUUUCGAUGUCGGAAGCCGUUUUAAAAGCUGCCACCAAGGUUGCUGGUAAGGUCGCUGUUGCCAUGGAGGCCUUUGCGCGAGCAUUGCGACGGCUUCCUACGAUAAUUGCAGAGAAUGGCGGAUAUGACAGUGCCGAGCUUAUAGCACAACUUAGAGCGGCUCAUGUUCAAGGAAACCAUAAUAUGGGACUUGAUAUGGAGAACGGUUGCAUUGCUGACAUGAGCGUCUUGGGAAUUUUGGAAUCAUACCGCGUUAAGAAACAAAUCGUCCAAUCGGCUUCAGAAGCUGCAGAAAUGAUCUUGCGGAUUGAUGACAUUAUCAAAGCUGCCCCGCGCAAGCGAUCCGGCCGGUACUAG
This is a messenger RNA of Protopolystoma xenopodis, 1596 nucleotides long. NCBI's taxonomy places the organism in Eukaryota, Metazoa, Platyhelminthes, Monogenea, Polystomatidea, Polystomatidae. The record is from the annotation of a GenBank genome assembly.